UUAGAUUGAGAGGAUCUUCCGAAGCUAAGAUUAUGUCAAAUUCAACUGGCUGUGCAGCUUGUAAGUAUCUAAGGAGGAGAUGUGCUAAAGAUUGCGCUUUGGCUCCUUAUUUCUCUACAUCACACCCUGAAAGAUUUGCUCCUGCUCGUAUAAUAUUUGGAGCUACCGAUGUCAGCAGAAUGUUGCAGAACCUAGCUGUGGAGCAGCUCAACCAAAGGGCGAACGCCAUCGCGUCAGAGGCCUACCGGCGAGUGAGAGAUCCAGUCUAUGCGGUGCAAUCUAACCUCGCAGAGACUCAAGCUCAGGUUGCACUCCACAGUGUUCAGCAACAACAGCACCAACAAGAGAACCAAGUACAACUUGAGAAUCAUCAGUACAACUUGGAUAAUACUCAGCAAUUUGGAUUGGACCAAGGUCCUUCUAGUUUUCAAAGCCCUCCAAAUUUCCCUUGAUUUUUAACUUUUUCUUUUGAAUAAUGGUUCAAGGUUUUCUGGAUGGAGGAAUAA
Molecule: messenger RNA, 506 nt
Organism: Asparagus officinalis (garden asparagus)
Lineage: Eukaryota; Viridiplantae; Streptophyta; Magnoliopsida; Asparagales; Asparagaceae
Product: LOB domain-containing protein 12-like
Exons: 2
Coding region: 33-452 (139 amino acids)
Source: RefSeq, a predicted model, not a curated record